GUCCCAACCAAUCCACAUGCGCCGGGGAUGGAGCCUGGCUUUCACUGGCCGGCGCGGCGUCUGCGCGCGGGUUUUCGUCGCGUUGCAGCUGCUCGCGGAAGUCGUUGGCGUCAGCGUCAUGGUGUCCGGGUUGAUCGCGCGCCUCGCCCCGCGCCUGGGCCUCGCCGAGCCCGACGUGCUGAGGAAAGCAGAAGAAUACUUGCGACUGUCCCAGGUGAAGUGUGUUGGCCUUUCUGCACAUACCACAGAAACCAGUAAUGCAGUCAUGUGCCUGGACCUUGCAGCUUCCUGUAUGAAGUGCCCCUUGGACAGGGCAUAUUUAAUUAAACUUUCUGGUUUGAACAAGAAGAUGUAUCAGAGCUGUCUUAAAUCUUUUGAGUGUUUACUGGGUCUGAAUUCAAAUAUUGGAAUAAGAGACUUAGCUGUACAGUUUACCUGUACAGAAGCAGUGAACAUGGCUUCAAAGAUACUGCAAAGCUAUGAGUCCAGUCUUCCACAGACACAGCAAGUAGAUCUGGACUUAUCCAGGCCGCUUUUCACCACUGCUGCACUACUGUCAGCAUGCAAGGUUCUAAAGCUAAAAGUGGAUAAAAACAAAAUGGUAGCCACAUCUGGUGUAAAAAAAGCCAUAUUUGAUCGGCUGUGUAAACAAUUAGAGAAGAUUGGACAGCAGAUUGACAGUGAGCCUGGAGAUUUAGGUUCUCCACCACGGAAGAAAAAGAAGACAGUGGUUGAACCCCCAGAAAAGAAAAUAGAGAAGGUAGUAGAGAGCCCACAUAAAUCACGGAAAGAUGAAGAUCAGACACAGGAUUAUGAAGAAUGGAAAAGGAAUAUAUUGGAAAACGCUGCCAAUGCUCAAAAGGGUACAGUAGAGUGAUUGCAACUUCCAGACUGGCAUGUGCUGCAAACUGAUAGUACCUUGUCACCUCCAAAAAGAUUUGAGGGCUUUGGAAUUUUGUUUGAACUUUUAUAACAAGGAUCCUAAGACUAUCGCCUUAGUAGCAAAGAAGCCAGCACUGGGGCUGAGUUCUGGGCAGCAGGCUGGCCCCUGACGUGGGUAACAUUAGAUCAACUACAGUGCCAGAUUGGCAAAGCCUUGGCUCUCCACAGGUCUGCUCUUCUACAAAAUGGAAUUGGAGCCACUUUGCUUUUUUGUUUUGUUUUAAGUAAAACUAAGUCUCCUGUCUUAUACAGAAUAUAACCUUAAGGCUGAAUGGAAUCUUACAGAUUUUACUUAAGUUUUUGUGUAAGUUUUUUGGUUUGAUUGAAUCAACA
This is a messenger RNA of Cynocephalus volans (Philippine flying lemur), 1275 nucleotides long. RefSeq names its product origin recognition complex subunit 6 (gene ORC6). The record is from RefSeq and is a predicted model, not a curated record. Bases 17 to 877 code for a protein of 286 amino acids. NCBI's taxonomy places the organism in Eukaryota, Metazoa, Chordata, Mammalia, Dermoptera, Cynocephalidae. Gene Ontology annotation, biological process: DNA replication; DNA replication initiation. Gene Ontology annotation, molecular function: DNA binding. The transcript is spliced from 7 exons. Gene Ontology annotation, cellular component: nuclear origin of replication recognition complex.